Molecule: messenger RNA, 568 nt
Organism: Oppia nitens
Lineage: Eukaryota; Metazoa; Arthropoda; Arachnida; Sarcoptiformes; Oppiidae
Exons: 2
Coding region: 1-540 (179 amino acids)
Source: RefSeq, a predicted model, not a curated record
AUGUUGUUGUCAUUGUCAUCACUGUCUGCCAAUCAGGACAAUCGUCAACAACAACAACACUAUCACCGUUUGUAUCGGCGAUUGUCAUUAUUUGAAAUUAAUUGUAAACAAACCGGUGAUGAUAUGACCAAAUGUUUUCGUCAUCGAUGGCGAAUACGCGAUAUAUUGCCAUCAAUUGAUGACACCUAUUUCAAUCAACAACAACAACGUUGGUGUUGUUAUCUAUUGGAGAUCAAGUGUGCGGCCAAUAAUUGGCUAACCCUUUGUACAAACACUACAAGAGGUAGUAAAGAGUUAGAAAGUCUACUGAAAAACUGUACCGACAAUGGAUUUGCACCCAAUGUCGACAAUUGUUUGCCACUGAUGCCCAAUAUGACCAUCGAUGGUGUCUGCAAUGGCUAUGGACACUGUUUUGAUUAUCGUUUUGCCGUAGAUAGUUAUGGCCUCCGAUCCCGAUCUCCAGCACUUUAUCAUCCAUUGAUUACAUCCUUUAUCAUCGCCGGUGCAGUCAUUACAGUGUUUUUUUGUGAUGUUGUCUGAAUGACUGUCAGACACUGACUAUAAAAUA